GGCAGCGGCCCCAACUCGCCGCAGCGUGUCGUCUCCAACUUGCGCGGCUUUCUCAGCCAUCGCCUGAGCAAUAUCACACCGAGCGAUACAGGUUGUUCACUGGCAUGCCAACAACUCACACACUAACAACAACAACAACAGCAAACACAGUAGCACGAAAUCAUGUAAGAAACAGCUGUGAGUGCAACUGCAACCGCAACUGCAACAAAGCAAACUGGAGUUAACCACAAACGAGCGAACCACCAAAAGUCAACCGCAAACGGAUGCAGCAGCCCAAUUUCCGGCAGCGGACAUGAAAUCGAAAAGCAUCAGAGCAGCAAGCAAAAGAGCAGAUCAACUAUAAGGGCUACACAUAGUACAAAGAAGGAGCGAGCGAGAGAGGCAUAGAGAGCACGCAAGCUAUUCUACAAAUAAAAUGUCCCCCUGCCUAAGCUACUAAACUGCAGCCUGCGGAGAGCAAGAGCGAGAGAGAGCGAGAGAGCGAUAGAGCUUAAGCAAUUCUAGAAUCAAAUCGAAAGAGCAGCUUGCAAAAUGGACGCCUGCUACUGAAGUUGUGCUUGCAGAGUGAAAGAGAAAGAGAGAUUGGAAGAGAUCAAGCGAUUCUUAGUACUUAAUCAAAAGAGAAGCAAAGCAAAAUGGCCUCGUUCCAAAUACCGCUGAUCAACCUGGAGGUGCGCGAGGUGAAGGAGAUUGUGUGGGAGAAGAUACAGGAGCCGGUGAAUCAGCGUCGCCUCAUCCUGGUCAUUGUCUCCAUUGCCUUGCUGUUGGACAACAUGCUGUACAUGGUCAUUGUGCCGAUCAUACCCGACUAUCUGCGCGAGAUUGGCAGCUUCGAUGAGGGCCCAACGCCGCCGCCACUCCGAGAUAAUGUCACUGGGCGAAUCAUUCCGACGCAUCACGAUCAUCACGGUCAAGACUCGGCCACGGGCAUACUCUUUGCCUCCAAGGCCAUUGUCCAGCUGAUGGUGAAUCCGUUCUCGGGCGGCUUGAUUGACAAAAUCGGCUACGACAUACCCAUGAUGAUCGGCCUGACCAUCAUGUUCUUCUCGACGGCCGUCUUCGCCUGCGGCAGCAGCUACAGCGUCCUCUUCUUCGCCCGCUCGCUGCAGGGCGCUGGCUCGGCGUUCGCCGACACCUCGGGUCUGGCCAUGAUUGCGGAUCGCUUCACGGAGGAGAACGAGCGAUCGCAGGCGCUGGGCAUUGCGCUGGCAUUCAUUAGCUUCGGCUGCCUGGUGGCGCCCCCUUUUGGCGGCGCUCUGUACCAAUUUGCGGGCAAAGAGGUGCCGUUCCUCAUAUUGGCUCUGGUCUGCCUGCUGGAUGGCCUGAUGCUGUUGCUGGUCAUGAAGCCCGUCAAGGAACAGAUCAGACAGAGCAAAGAGGUCCAGAACCAGGUAAUACCCAUCUGGCGCCUACUCAUGGAUCCCUACAUCGCCGUCUGCGCUGGAGCAUUGACCAUGUCGAAUGUGGCACUCGCCUUCUUGGAGCCCACCAUCUCGCUGUGGAUGGAGGACACUAUGACCACGGACAACUGGAAGAUCGGCAUGGUCUGGCUGCCCGCCUUCUUUCCACACGUGCUGGGCGUGGUCAUAACCGUGAAGAUGGCACGCAAGUAUCCGCAGCAUCAGUGGCUAAUGGCAGCCGGCGGGCUGGCCCUGGAGGGCUUGUCCUGCUUCGUCAUACCCUUCUGUGGGGGCUACAAGACGCUCAUGCUGCCCAUCUGUGUGAUCUGCUUCGGCAUCGCGUUGAUAGACACGGCGCUGCUGCCCACGCUGGGCUACCUGGUGGACGUGCGCUAUGUGUCCGUCUAUGGCAGCAUCUACGCCAUCGCGGACAUCUCCUAUUCGAUCGCCUAUGCCGUGGGGCCGAUCAUAGCGGGCGGCGUUGUGGAGGCCAUUGGAUUCACAGCGCUCAACUUUCUCAUCGCCUUCUCGAAUCUGGCCUAUGUGCCCGUGCUGCGCAAGCUGCGCAACAUCUACGACUUCAAGCCGUUCGAGAACGAGGCCAACAUAUUGAUGCAGGAUCCGCCCAACAAGGAGUACCAGACCUACGUCAUGCACGACCAGAAGCCCGUCGAGGGCGAGCUCAAGAAUCACCUCGAGUACGGCCAGCAGUACCAAUCGGAGCAGGAGACCAAUCUGGACGAGCAGCAGCAGCACCAGCAGUACGACUAUCAGCAGGCCGCUGGCUACCAGCAGGAUCAGAGCUACCAGCCGGGCUACCAGGAGCAGGGCGGCAGCUAUGCCCAGCCACGCGUGGCGAAUCCUUUCCAGCAGGCACAGCAGCAGCAGCAGCAGCAGCAGCCAAGCAGAGGUCCAGCUGGACCAGCGAAUCCCUUUAGACAAGGAUUUUAAACUGUUGUCUUCAAGAAAAGAUAUUAUCAUUUCUAUAUAUACAUAUACCUAUAAUUUUGUUGAACUCACCUUGAAUUUGGUUUAGGAUAUUACCUACAUAUAUAUAAAUAUAUAUAUAAAUAGUAAGUGGUACGUACACUAUAAAACUGCAUAUGGCAUGCAAAUAGUUCAAGUUCAGCUGCUAAAGCCCCCACGCACCAGUUUUGUAUCAUACACUGAUUGCACGCAGCUACACAUAGGAUAUACAUAUAUGUAGUAUAUUGGCACCGUUAUCGAUGUCGGUCCAACUAUACUCAGUACUCUAUACGCUGAAGCUAGAGCAACCAAAGCAUAGUCAUAAUUGGAUCAAACUCAAGGAGCAGCAGCGCUCGUUCCUAGUUCCGAUCUGCAACAGAUAUCACAUAUAUAUAUAUAUAUAUAUAUAUAUAUAUAGACACAUAGUUAUAUACAUAUUUAUACAAGCCGUAGCACGUAAGCGGCGCAGCGGAGCAGGCUGGACAGGUGCCACAGGUGUCGUCGUGCUGAGGAGCAGGCAAUGGCAUUCAUAUCGCAGACAUAUCACAAUUUGCACAAACCGAACUAUAUACACCCUUUCGUGUGCCAUUGCGACGCAUCUGUGGGGCAUCGUGUUGCCGCCCGACCGGCUGUGCCAUAUCAUUUGGAGUUUUGAAAACGAUUUUUGAUUUCAAGUAUUUACUGAUAUUUCUAACAUAAGACACAACCAAGGUAACGAUACAUAUCAGAGUCUCAAUGGCUCGCCUGUUUAAAUUACCAAAGUGAUAUUAACUAUUGCUAUUAGUACGAUAUAUGUACAUAUAUGGUGCAUGUAUGCACGAGUAUACAUCAAAUAUCGUCUAUAUAUACAUACAUACAUAUUUAUAUAUAUACAUAUAUAUGUUUAGUCCGUAACAAGAAUUUGAAAAUAUUAGAUGUUUCAUAUAUACCUACCAAUCAAUUAUUAUUUGCUUUGUCGACUCUAUGCGACCGUUGGCUAAGCCCCCUCUAUAUCUAUGUGUAUACAGGGUAUAGCCUAGGCCUAGCAGCUCGAUAAUAGCAUAGCAUAAAUGUGUGUACCUUGUGUAUGUAUCGACAGAUACAUUAUCUCAACUUAGCUAACUGUACGUUAAAUAUAUAUAUAUAUAUAUCAUUUUAAUUGCACUCAUAUUUUGCAGACAGCUUUUUAUAGCUGCUCUCUAUAUAUACAUAUAUUAUACACCUAUUCUGUCUAGGAUCUAAGUCAACUGAACAUUUUUGUAUAACAAUUACUGUACACAGUUAAUUAUCACAAUCUUUUAUAGUCUGUUAUAUAGGUCAAUUGGAUUGCGUAAUCAGGCAGGCAGACUAAGCUGAAAGUGAGGCUGACAGCUAUCAAGUCAGAUUCUUGAGAUAUUCUAAUGGGAUAUACUAGUUUAGUGGAAUAUUGGAAUAUAGUUUUUUAGUUUCUCUUCAAAUUAUUUUGCUUUAAUGUAAACUUAUUUUAUCUCUAGCUCAUGUCACUGUUUCUAGAUCCAAAUUGGGAAUAUCUAAAAUGAACUCAUUUAACAGUUUAGUGUUAUGGAUUGAUUACAAAAUGUCAUCAAAUUUAGUUGGUCUGUGUUAGCACAUAUAUACAUGAAUAUAUAUACAUAUAUAUCUAUUCCAUAGAUAUUUAUAGAUUUUGAAUGUGUAUUACAUAAUAAUUACGCUAGUUGAAACUCUUGAACAUUCUAUAUCCGUAAACAUAUCAGUGACACGGCCAUUUUUUCAAAUUAACAGCAAAGUUAUCUAAUCUGCGAGUAUAUAUAUGUAUAUAUACAUAUAUACCAUAUACAGUUAGAGCUUAUUUUGAGGAAUUUUAAGAAGCAGAAUACCAGCCUAGUUUAUAUAGCCCAUAUACUGCAAAAAUAUAUACAUAUAUACAUACAUAUCUAUCGAACUAUAUGUCUAGCAAAUGCACUGAUUUUCAAAGCAAUUAGUUAAGCAACCGUUUUGAAUAGAUCAUAAUAAGUAUAUAUACAUAUAUAUUCAAUACCCGAUAUAUACUGUUUUCUCCUUUAUGUGGCACUCCGUUUGUAACCUGUAUAUUAUCAUUUAGCAUACAUAACAUAUAUAUAAAUAUAUUUAUAAUACAUUUUAAGCAAGCUCUUAGUAAAUAUGAAUGAAUGAAAACUCAUGAAAAAAUCUCCCAUCAAACGUAUCAAUUAAAACAAGUACACACCGUACGAGCAGAAUCUUAAAAAAAACACUAUAUAUACUAUAUAGAAUGGAAUAAAGAAUUAAUAUAUAUAUAGUUUAUGUAUGAUUACGAUCCAUGUUAACAUAGCAUAGAAGCAUCAAAGGUUCAUUUCAAACACACACACACACACACACGUCACAAGCAGAGUCUUAAAGAUAAUGCCACGAUCCGUUACGAAUGAAUCGCUACAUAUACAACACUAAAUAUAUAUAUAUAUAUAUAUAUAUAUACAGUCAGUAUCAGUAUACAUAUUUAAAUAACAUUUCGGAAAGCAAUAUACCAAUUAGUUAAAAAACAAUUAUAUAUAAACUAUGAAACAGAAAGAGAAACUAGAUUUACAUACAUAUGAAGCUGUACAAACAUUCUGUUCAUUCAAAAUGGUCUUCUGUUCCGAAACCAAAUCCAAAUCCAAAUUCAAAACCAAAAUCAAAUUCAAA
Messenger RNA from Drosophila mojavensis, 5003 nucleotides. RefSeq names its product vesicular acetylcholine transporter (gene VAChT). Lineage: Eukaryota; Metazoa; Arthropoda; Insecta; Diptera; Drosophilidae. Gene Ontology annotation, cellular component: terminal bouton; membrane; AP-2 adaptor complex. Gene Ontology annotation, biological process: chemical synaptic transmission; transmembrane transport; xenobiotic transport. The transcript has 2 exons. The record is from RefSeq and is a predicted model, not a curated record. The coding region runs from base 636 to 2351 and encodes 571 amino acids. Gene Ontology annotation, molecular function: acetylcholine transmembrane transporter activity; xenobiotic transmembrane transporter activity.